GCGCCCGCCGCACAGGCGCAGCGGGGACCACCCGGCCAGCCGGCCAGGAGCCUGCGGAGCCUCCCGGGUCCCCGCGCCGGAGAGGGGCUGGGUGGCAGGCGGCCGGGCGGACCUGGCGGGCGCCGAGGGCGGCCGCGGGCGUCAGCAUGCAGGCGCGGCGGCGCGCGUGAGGAGGAUGCGGCAGCGGGCGCCGCGGCGGGCGGAGGAGUAGGCGGCGGUGCCCUGGGGAGGCAGCCGCGCGCGGGCCAGACGGCUCCCGGAGGCUCCGCAGUGCCGCCGCCGUCGCCCGGGAGGCUCCGCGCGGGAGCCAUGUAACCUGCGGCGGGCUCCGGGCUGCUCCGUCCUCGCCCCAGCUCCCCGGCCAGCGAGGCAGCGGGGCCACGAUGAAGAAGCAGUUCAAUCGCAUGCGCCAGCUGGCCAACCAGACGGUGGGCAGGGCAGAAAAGACUGAAGUUCUGAGUGAAGACCUUCUUCAGGUUGAGAAACGCCUGGAGCUGGUGAAGCAAGUCUCCCACAGCACGCACAAGAAGCUCACCGCAUGUCUCCAGGGCCAGCAAGGGGCCGAGGCUGACAAGCGCUCUAAAAAGUUGCCUUUGACAACACUGGCUCAGUGUUUGAUGGAGGGGUCAGCUAUCCUGGGAGAUGACACGCUUCUCGGGAAGAUGCUGAAACUCUGUGGAGAGACCGAGGACAAGCUGGCUCAGGAGCUGAUCCACUUUGAGUUGCAGGUGGAGAGAGACGUGAUUGAGCCCCUGUUUUUGCUGGCCGAGGUGGAAAUCCCAAAUAUUCAGAAGCAGAGGAAACAUUUAGCAAAGUUGGUGUUGGAUAUGGAUUCAUCACGAACAAGGUGGCAGCAGACGUCGAAGUCUUUAGGUUUGUCCGGCAGCUUGCAGCCCGCAGGUGCCAAAGCUGACGCCCUCAGGGAAGAGAUGGACGAGGCUGCCAACCGAGUGGAGAUUUGCAGGGACCAGCUCUCGGCGGACAUGUACAGUUUUGUGGCCAAAGAAAUCGACUAUGCAAACUACUUUCAAACGGUAAGGGUCCAGAAAGGUAAGAGCCCUUUUACGGCGCUGUGCGCUGACCCUCUGUGCUGUCGGCAGGGACUCUUCCGGGUGGCGCCGUCUGCCUCCAAGUUGAAGAAGCUAAAAGCCGCCCUGGACUGCUGUGUGGUCGAUGUGCAGGAGUACUCAGCAGACCCCCAUGCAAUUGCAGGAGCUUUGAAAUCUUACCUCCGAGAGUUGCCAGAACCUCUUAUGACCUUUGAACUCUAUGACGAGUGGAUUCAGGCUUCCAAUAUUCAGGAGCAAGACAAGAGGCUUCAGGCGCUGUGGAAUGCUUGUGAAAAAUUGCCCAAGGCCAAUCACAACAAUAUCCGAUACUUGAUCAAAUUUUUAUCCAAGCUAUCAGAAUAUCAAGAUGUGAACAAGAUGACUCCCAGCAACAUGGCAAUUGUGUUAGGCCCCAACUUGCUGUGGCCGCAAGCAGAAGGGAACAUCACGGAGAUGAUGACCACGGUUUCACUGCAGAUUGUCGGGAUUGUCGAACCCAUCAUCCAGCAUGCAGACUGGUUCUUCCCUGGAGAGAUAGAGUUCAACAUCACAGGGAAUUAUGGGAGUCCGGUACACGUGAACCACAACGCCAACUAUAGCUCAAUGCCCUCCCCAGACAUGGACCCCACUGACCGUCGCCAGCCCGAGCAGAUCCGCCGGCCCCUCAGCGUCGCCACGGAUAAUAUGAUGCUGGAGUUUUACAAAAAGGAUGGCAUGGGCGUGCGGGUCAUGGACACGUCCUGGGUGGCCCGAAGAGGCUCCUCGGCCGGCAGGAAGGCGUCCUGCGCCCCGCCCACCAUGCAGCCCCCCGCGCCGCCCGCCGAGCUGGCUGCCGCGCCUCUGCCUUCGCCACUCCUGGAGCAGCCCCCGGACGGCCCCGCGGUGGCGGCGGCGGUGGCGGCUCCCUCGCUUUCGCCGUCCGGCUUGGGGCUCCAGCCCGGGGUGGAGCGCACCAGCGCUUCGAAAAGCAAGGAGCUUUCUCCUGGAUCUGGGCAGAAAGGAAGUCCAGGCUCCAGCCAGGGGACGCCCUGUACGGGGACCCAGCCAGGGGCCCCGCCAGGCGCCAGCCCCAGCCAGCCGCCCCCAGACCAGAGCCCUCACACUCUUCGGAAAGUUUCCAAGAAGCUGGCACCCAUCCCGCCCAAGGUCCCCUUCGGCCAGCCGGGGGCCGUGGCUGACCAGCCUGCCGGCCAGCCGUCCCCGCUCAGCCUGUCCCCCACGCCCCCGAGCACCCCCUCGCCCUACGGACUGAGUUACCCUCAGGGGUACUCCCUGGCCUCCGGCCAGCUCUCCCCGGCCGCCGCGGCCCCUGCCCUGGCCUCCCCCGCCGGCUUCACGAGCGCCGCGGCCAAGUCUCGGCCCACCCCCAAGCCCCGACAGAGACCCACGCUGCCGCCCCCUCAGCCUCCCACGGUCAGCCUGCCGGCCCCGAGUCCGCAGUCCACGGAGCACCCCGUGCUGGAUGGCGUGGCCCCCGGGGAGAGCAUGUCUACAGAUCUCGUCCACUUUGACAUCCCCUCCAUCCACGUAGAGCUCGGGCCGCCGCUCCGCCUGAGCCCCCUGGAGCACGCGCGGCGACACUCGGUGACGGAGAAGAGGGACUCGGAGGAGGAGUCUGAGAGCACCGCCCUCUGACCCGCGCAGGCCCCGCCCACCACCCACCCUGGAGCGCCCCCUGGGCUCGCCGAGCGAGCGGCUGUGCGGUCACUGCCAGCGACGCUGGAGUCGUGCGCCAAACUGUCCCCUCCGGCCUGCGCGGCCGGAGUAGGUGCAGAGUUCGUUUGUUCCCCGGGGUGGUGACUUUGGCCUUUUGUUUGAUCUUUGCCUUUUGACUUUGUGCCUAUUUUGAUCCACUUUCAGCACCCCCCCCCCCCCGGGCUUGCGCGUCAGAAAGGUCGUUUGCAGCUGCAGGCUGGGGGUGCGGGCAGGGUUGGGGUGCCUGGUGCCACCCGCGGUUGCCCUCCCAGGCUCUGACAGCUCGGGGGGCGCCCUCCCGUCACCUCGGUGACUGCAGGGGACCCCCCCCCCCCCACAGCAGACUGGCUCUGGGAUCCAGAAGUCGUGGCAGCGACGUGCGCCCGCAGCGCAAGUCGGAGGGUGGGGGAGGCAGCCGGUGUACAACCUGCGGCCGCCCCUGACGCGCGGGCUUUAAAGUCAAUGGCUUAACACAAAAUUUGCUUCCCUUCCUAAGGGUUUUGCUUUUCCCUACCGUGUGACCGAAAGCUCCCGUCACUACCUUCUCGUUUUAUACUUCUGAAUUUCUAAUCUGAUCUUGAGGGCGCCUGGACGGCGGAGGAUGGCGCCCCGGCCCCGCAGAAACCUCUGCCGACAGUACCCCCAUACUCCCCGCCCCUCCCCCGCCCCAGGCAGGUCGCCUCUCCUUCCCGGAGGCCGCAGGGAACAGCAAUAAUCGCGCGAACCCGAGCAGCACGCAGGAAGGGAAGGUGGCCCUCGGCAACGCGGGGCAGGAGGCACGGCCCCGCGGCCUGCGCUCAGCAGUGAGGCGGGGCCGGAGGACACAGGAAGCCCAGUCACACUUGGGGAUUGAGGGAGUGAGACGGCAUCGGGUCUUGCAUGCAACUCUAAAGUUCCGAUUUUAUCCGUUUAAAAUCGAUGCGAUCUACCUAUACAUGAUAUAAUGUUUGUAUAUAUGAAAUCUAUAUUUGUUGAAUUUGAGCCAAACUAAACCCAUGUAUAGGUGUACAAUGAGAAAUUCAAAUGCUUAUUUUUCCCCCCCACACGGUGGAAAGGAACCCUCCCCGCUGGUGGGAUUUUGCCACUUUUGAUGCUAACAAACAG
Panthera uncia (snow leopard) is the source of this 3848-nucleotide messenger RNA. RefSeq names its product Rho GTPase activating protein 44 (gene ARHGAP44). Gene Ontology annotation, biological process: neurotransmitter receptor transport, endosome to postsynaptic membrane; negative regulation of Rac protein signal transduction; regulation of dendritic spine morphogenesis. Lineage: Eukaryota; Metazoa; Chordata; Mammalia; Carnivora; Felidae. The record is from RefSeq and is a predicted model, not a curated record. The transcript is spliced from 18 exons. Gene Ontology annotation, molecular function: GTPase activator activity; protein binding. Gene Ontology annotation, cellular component: cytoplasm; leading edge membrane; presynaptic active zone. The coding region runs from base 384 to 2684 and encodes 766 amino acids.